AUGGCUCUGAAUAUAAUAGAAAGAUUAGUUACUUCGCUGCUAAGGGGACGUAUCAAUAUUAAGCAUAUAUCGAUUAUUAUGGACGGGAAUAGAAGGUUUGCAAAGGACAAGGGGAUGCACACGUCCUUGGGCCAUUACAUGGGUUCCAAAACGUUAAUUCAAAUCAUAGAAAUAUGCGUUAGGUUAAACAUAAAAAUUUUAUCCGUGUUUUCACUAUCUUUGCUAAAUUAUAAUAGAAGUCCUGAAGAAAUACAUUUUUUGUUUUACUUAAAUUUGCUCAUCUUGAUUAAUGAAGAAUUCUUUUUUAAUUUUGUAAAAGACCAUAAAAUACGAAUCAAAGUAAUUGGAAAUCUGUCCUAUGUUAAUGAGCAUUACAGGAAAAUUAUACAUGAUAUAGAACAAAAAACGAAAGAAUUUGACAACUUAACUUUGAAUAUCUUUUUCUCGUAUACCAGUAGAAAUGAAAUGAGUCUUUGCAAAUUUAACCCAAACUUGUAUUAUGAUACAUAUAAAAAUUUACUACAAGAACGAAAAAUUUGUUAUUCUACAAUUGCAUUAAGAAAUACGAUAAAAAGGGACAUAGGUGAAUAUGUACAAAGUAGUGCAAUAAAUGAAACAAUUCACUCGAAAAAAAUUCAUGAAAUGAAAUGUUAUUGUGGACAACGUUCUUUCUUAGAUGAGGAGCAGUUAAAAAUAGUUAAAUAUCAUAAAAAAUUACUUACAAGUGAUUUGCCACCUCCAAAUAUAUUAAUACGAACAUCUGGGGAGCAGAGACUGUCAGAUUUCAUGUUAUAUCAAAUUUCAGAAUUUACAGAAAUUUAUUUUAUUAAUGAGUACUGGCCAGUCUUUAAUUUUUUGCAGUUCAUAUAUGUUAUCUUACACUAUACCAUUUUUCAAACAACUAAAUUAGUAUUUUCUUACUCAAAUCCUUGCCAACAUUAG
Messenger RNA from Plasmodium malariae, 942 nucleotides. Its product is annotated as dehydrodolichyl diphosphate synthetase, putative. The record is from RefSeq and is a predicted model, not a curated record. The coding region runs from base 1 to 942 and encodes 313 amino acids. The transcript has 8 exons. Lineage: Eukaryota; Apicomplexa; Aconoidasida; Haemosporida; Plasmodiidae. Gene Ontology annotation, cellular component: endoplasmic reticulum. Gene Ontology annotation, biological process: polyprenol biosynthetic process.